AUGGAAAGUUUAUGGAAAAAUCAUACUUCGGCUUUUGUGCAAGUGAAGAGUAUUUCAGGCGGCGACAAAACGGGUGACCAAAUUGGCCACUGGAAGGAGGAUGCAGUGAUUGUCAUCGACUACAGUGUUGAAACGAAUGAAGAAAAUGUAAAAGUUUACAAGAAAAGUCCUCAAAAUAUUAAUAUUUUGCACCUUGGAAGAUAUUCACUCUUAGUUAACUCGCCAACUUCAGUGUCAAUCGAUCUGCAUAACAGGGAAGACGCCGUAACUUUGCCAGUGCGUUCCAAUGGAGAGCUGGUGUUGGAGUGCAUGAUCAAUGUCUCCUACCCGACUGACUCCUUCUCGGGCAUCUGCUGCUCACCUUCGCCUGUGAUUGAAAUGUCUCGAAGUGGAGACCACUUUGAGAAGAUGAAGGCUCUCCUGGAGACGGGCGCCAACAGUGACAUCACGCUGGUGGUAGAAGAUCAGGAGUUUAAGGUUCACAAGCUGCACCUGGCCACUCACUCGGCGGUCUUUGCAGCCAUGUUCGAGCACGAGGACACCAAAGAGGCAAUUGAGAAGAAGGUGAUCAUUGAGGAUGUGUCUGCUGAAGUGAUGCGCACUCUGCUCCGCUACAUCUACACUAGCACCGUUGAGAGCAAGGAUGAUCUGUCUGUUGAGCUCUUCUCUGCAGCUGAUAAGUACCAGGUGGACGCCCUCAAAGUGGCCUGUGAGCGUCAGCUCUCGCUGAAGUUGACCACCGACUCCGCUUUCACUUCCCUUCUGUACGCUGACCUCCACAAUGCGACUACCUUGAAGGAGAACUGCAUCAA
Rhagoletis zephyria (snowberry fruit fly) is the source of this 812-nucleotide messenger RNA. RefSeq names its product speckle-type POZ protein-like. The record is from RefSeq and is a predicted model, not a curated record. NCBI's taxonomy places the organism in Eukaryota, Metazoa, Arthropoda, Insecta, Diptera, Tephritidae. Gene Ontology annotation, molecular function: protein binding.